AUGGGAGCUAAGCAAACUUGGCAGAAAAUUGGGCUAAGGUUUGGAGGUAUGAAAACCCACCAAAUCUUUCAAGCGGGCACAAAAUGGACGAUAAAGAUAAUGAGAGAUCCUGAGACAGGGAACUCCCGUGGUUUUGGUUUCAUUAGCUAUGAUUCUUUUGAGGCAUCUGAUGCAGCUAUUGAGGCAAUGAAUGGCCAAUAUCUUUGCAACCGCCAGAUAACAGUGUCCUAUGCAUACAAGAAAGACACUAAGGGGGAGCGUCAUGGUACCCCAGCAGAGAGAGUGUUGGCUGCCAGUAACCCCACCACUGUAAAGAGCAGGCCCCACACAUUGUUUGCCAGUGGACCUCCUACGCUUUCUAGUGUUCCUCAGGCCAAUGGUACCAUAGCUGCUCCAAUACCUCCACGGCCUUUUGCAAAUGGCGCUGUUCCUCCAGCUCCUAUUGCAGCAUUCCGUCCGCCUCCACAGGGUGGUGUCUUCCCACCGAUGCAGAUGUCUGCUCCUCCAUCUUGGCAUGGUCAGCCACAGCAACUGGGUCAUCCAAUGGGACCACCUUCUAUGCCACCCCCACCAUUUCAGCAGUUCAGGCCGCCUCCCCCGAACAUGCUUCCGCCACCACCACCACAAGCUGCUCAAGCUUUAAGUAGGCCUCUCCCACCACCAGCUGGAAUGACAGCUCCACCUGUUUGGAGGCCACCACCACCUCCUCAGCAGCUGACCGGAGGGAUGCCACAUAUGUCAAUGAUGCCACCUCCUCCACCCAAUGCACCCCCUCCACCGCCUCCUGCAUCUAGUUGA
Molecule: messenger RNA, 798 nt
Organism: Ilex paraguariensis (yerba mate)
Lineage: Eukaryota; Viridiplantae; Streptophyta; Magnoliopsida; Aquifoliales; Aquifoliaceae
Source: the annotation of a GenBank genome assembly